CUGAGUCCAGCCGCCUGGAGGCGCUCGAGACGCUCUGCUUCACUCUGCAGCGCUCGUGAGGAUGACUCGGUGUGCGCAUGCGCGAGAGACUGAGAGCUGUACGGUGAGGAAAUUCAUGUUCAGUGAGGCUCCUCCCACAAUAAUCACACAUUCAGCAAUUCACCAAUAAAUGCGGGAUUAUUCCUAUCAGUUUACAAGUGAAGACGAGCAUCAGAGCAUCAGGAAGAGCUGAAAUCUGCAGAGACUGAGUUUAUUAAAGAGGACAGAGAGAAGAUGAGAGAUCCAGAACCCUGCAGAAUCAAACACACUGAAGAUACUGAACAACAAACAGAGUUGAUUGAAGACAAUGAGGUGAAAGAGGAAUUGAGUGAAGUUGAGGAGAAAAAUCAUGUCAAAAGUGGAGAAAAACCCAAACUGAAAGAUUUAAAGAAAAUAAGAGCCAAGAAAUCUUUCACCUGCACUCAGUGUGGAAAGAGUGUCUCAAGCAAACGUAGUCUUAAGCAUCAUAUGAGAGUUCAUACUGGAGAGAAACCGUUCACUUGUGAUCAGUGCGGGAAGAGUUUCAGACAAUCAUCACAUCUUAAGGGUCACAUUUACAUCCACACUAGAGAGAAACUGCACACAUGUGAUCAAUGCGGGAAAACAUUUUUGUGGUCUUCAGCCUUGAGGACACACCUGACAAUUCAUACAAAGGAGAAGCCACAUUCGUGUCAUUUGUGUGGAAAGAGUUUUUCAUUACUACAAAGUUUGAAAGUACAUCAGAAAAUACAUACUGGUGUGAGAGAGUACAUGUGCUUUGAGUGUGAAAAGACUUUUACUACAGCGAGCCAUUUAAAACUGCAUGAGAGGAUUCACACUGGAGAGAAACCUUACAAGUGUUCACACUGCGACAAGAGAUUCAGUCGGUCAUCACAUCUGAAAACACAUGAGAGGAUCCACACUAGAGUAAAACCUUAUAUGUGUUCACACUGUGACAAGGGAUUCAGUCAGUCAGGACACCUGAAAAUACAUGAGAGGAUGCACACUGGAGACAAACAGUACAAGUGUUCACACUGUGACAAGAGAUUCGUUCAUGCAGGACAUCUGAAGACACACGAGAGGAUUCACUCUGGAGAGAAACCGUAUCACUGCACUGCAUGUGGGAAGCAUUUCAACCAAUCAUCUAAUCUAUACACACAUACACAAAAAUAUCACAGUAAUUAGAUCAUCUUCAGAUCCAGCACUUUCAGGUGUGAUUCCGCAUCCACAAAAUACAACACAAUGCAUCAAGCAAUAAAAUAUAAUCUAGAUAAAAGUAAAGAAACAUUAUCUAAAGUUUUCACAGUGAAUAAAGUUCAUUUUCAUCUUCAAAACCAGCAGAUUCAGAUCAACUCAAAGACGUCCAAAAGUUAUAUUCUUGUAUGUCAUUUUGCUUCAUGAUAAAUCAUAUCAUUGUGCUUUCUUAUGAGUUUCAUAUGUUUAAUAAGCAGGAUUGUAAGAAUAGUAAUAUCAUUAAAACUAGAUACCAUUCCUACUUGUAAGUCAGUAGGAGAGAGAUCCAGCUCAUUAGUUUUCACUUUUACUUUAGCUCGUUUCUGUAUUUGCUGAUUAGAUUCUGAUUAAAUGUAAUUAUUGAUUAAAUGAAACCUUUUUUAUUAAUGCAUUAUUUUAAAAUUUUAUCAACAGUUUUUAUUGUCUGCUGGUUGUAUUUGAAUCAGGAAAAAGUAAUUUUAUAAAUUUAGUUUUAAUAUCUAAAUGCCAUGAAGUAUUGUAAUUGUUUUUUGGGCUUUUAAAUUUCUCAAUGAAGCUUUUAUUUGCCUAAUAA
Onychostoma macrolepis is the source of this 1804-nucleotide messenger RNA. RefSeq names its product zinc finger protein 239-like. Gene Ontology annotation, cellular component: nucleus. The transcript is spliced from 3 exons. NCBI's taxonomy places the organism in Eukaryota, Metazoa, Chordata, Actinopteri, Cypriniformes, Cyprinidae. The record is from RefSeq and is a predicted model, not a curated record. Bases 274 to 1203 code for a protein of 309 amino acids.